Messenger RNA from Bombyx mori (domestic silkworm), 5294 nucleotides. Its product is annotated as long-chain-fatty-acid--CoA ligase 5. The record is from RefSeq and is a predicted model, not a curated record. Gene Ontology annotation, cellular component: endoplasmic reticulum; membrane. The transcript has 15 exons. Gene Ontology annotation, molecular function: long-chain fatty acid-CoA ligase activity. Bases 246 to 2501 code for a protein of 751 amino acids. Lineage: Eukaryota; Metazoa; Arthropoda; Insecta; Lepidoptera; Bombycidae. Gene Ontology annotation, biological process: long-chain fatty acid metabolic process.
GGGGGAGGCAUAUACGGUUUUAACAUGGUUUGGCAUUGUCGCCACAGUCGGCUAGCACAGCGGCCGCGCAGAACUUGCGCACGCGCACUCGCGAAGUAGCCCGCCCGGUGGUUUUCAAAACGUGAUAACGUAUAAGUGUUUACAAAUACAGUUGCUGACUGCAGUGCUUGUGCAGGCGGAUCGAACCAUGCCCUAGACACGGAUGGGAAUGCUAAUGCAGCAGUAAAGCUGCCUGUUUGGAAAACAUGUGCAAAAACAACAAAAUGGGAAGCGGUAGAUUUGGUUUUGCCGUUAACAAGAAAGACAAAGUGAAUGUUACGAAUGAAGUGAAGACUGAGUUUAGUGUUAAGGAAAAAUGUCAGAAAAUACAGAAGAAACUAAAGACUGAAAAGAAGAAGACUGAAGACGCGCAGGAGAAAACGAUCUGGUGGAAUCAAUGUAGCAGUCUAAGCGAGAUCGAUCAGUAUCUGUGGAUGGUGGGGGGCUCAGCUGGUGCUCUGGCUUUGACCGGGGUCGCAGCCGCAUCGGCCUUCUAUCUAAGUACACGACCGAAACCAGAGAAACCACUCGUGACGCUACACGAACAGAGCCUCCUGGAGUCUGGACCUGAGAUGGUUCGUGUUUCGAAAUUCUACAAAGACGCGAAGAACGGACGUUUCCUACGAUAUCUUCACGAGGAUACACGCACACUUUACGACACUUUCCGACGAGGCGUAAAAGAGUCGAACAAUGGCAACUGUUUGGGUUGGCGCGAGGGUCCGAACAAGCCUUACGUUUGGCAGACAUAUAAUGAGACUCUACUGCGCGCAAAGAAUUUUGGUUCCGGUCUGCUCUGUCAAGGUCUCAUUCCCGGUCAGACUACAUUUGUCGGUAUUUAUUCGCAGAAUUGUCCUGAAUGGAUUAUGACCGAACAGGCGGCGUAUUGUUAUUCGAUGGUUAUAGUUCCGUUGUAUGAUACGCUAGGAGCGAACGCUUGUGCCUUCAUUGUUAACCAAACUGAAAUGGCUGUAGUAAUUUGUGAAGACGACAAAAAAGCCAAUCUCCUACUGGAUCAGUCGCCUCGAUGCCUCAGAAAACUGAUUACAAUUAAGGAAGUAUCGCCGUCUACAUUUCAACGCGCCAAGAGCCGUGGUGUUGAGAUUUUGAAGUUCUCUGACGUCGAAAUACAGGGAGCUCAAAAGGACCAUCCUUUUGUCCCACCGAAACCGGAAAACCUUUGUACAAUAUGUUAUACGUCCGGAACGACUGGGAUGCCUAAAGGCGUUAUGCUGACUCACGAGAACGUUGUAGCUUCGAUGUGCAGCGUUACGAUGCAACUCGGCGAGCAUCGACCCACCAAGAACGACAUCAUGAUCUCCUUCCUGCCUUUAGCUCACAUGCUGGAGCGAUGCUGCGAGAAUGCUCUCUACAUGGUGGGAGGAGCCGUUGGUUUCUACAGUGGCGAUAUAAGGAGGCUGGGCGAUGACCUCACCGCUCUUAAGCCGACCAUGAUGCCGGCUGUUCCACGUCUCCUGAACAGACUGUACGACAAAGCCCAGACUGAGAUCGCCAACUCGAAAAUCAAGAAAUUACUUUUCAACAUGGCGCUAUCCGCAAAAGAAUCGGAAUUGAAGAGAGGAAUAGUUCGUGCUGACUCGAUAUGGGACAAGUUAGUUUUCCGCAAGGUUCGAGAAGGUAUGGGAGGACGACUUCGGAUAAUGGUCGUCGGAUCAGCGCCUUUAGCAGGAAACGUACUGACUUUCGCGAGAUGCGCCCUCGGUUGUUUGAUCGUGGAAGGCUACGGUCAGACAGAGUGCACUGCGCCGGUGACGCUAACAGUUCAGGGAGAUCAUGUUCCUGAACACGUCGGCCCUCCCGUCGCUUGUUGUAAAGUGAAGCUAGUGGACGUGCCCGAAAUGGAGUACUAUGCGGCGCAGGGCCAGGGUGAGGUUUGCGUGCAGGGAGCUAACGUCUUCAAAGGAUACUUCAAGGACGCGGAGAAAACCAGAGAGGUCAUCGACCAAGACGGAUGGCAUCACACCGGCGAUGUCGGCAAGUGGUUACCUAACGGUACCCUGAAAAUAAUCGACAGAAGAAAACACAUUUUCAAAUUGUCACAAGGCGAAUAUAUAGUUCCUGAGAAAAUUGAAAACAUUUACAUUAGAAGUCAGUACGUUGAGCAAGUCUUUGUUCACGGUGAAUCAUUGAAGUCCUGCGUGGUCGCUAUAGUUGUACCGGACGUGGAUGUCGUUAAAUGCUGGGCUUUAGAAUACGGUAUCAAAGGAACCUUCUCAUCUCUGUGCGAGGAUGAACGAGUCAAGAAGGUCAUCAUGGAGGACAUGCUUCAGUGGGGCAGGAACGCUGGCCUGAAAACUUUUGAACAGGUAAAAGAUAUAUACUUGCAUCCGGAUCCGUUUUCGGUACAGAACGGCCUACUGACGCCAACGAUGAAGGCGAAGAGACCAGAAAUACGAAGUUAUUUCAAACCGCAAAUAGAGGACAUGUACAAGCAACUUGAAUAACGGUAGCGAGCACAAUGCACUAAUUAAACUGUAGAGGCAUGCUGUUUGACGGAGACGAACUUUAGUGGAUGGCUGUAAUAUUGUAAUUGAUAAUGAAUACUCGUACAUACUUUGAAUUCGAUAGAAGAAGAAGUAAAUUCGAUAACGCAAUGUAAUUUGUAAUGAAUGAUGAGUGAAUAAGUUGGGAAAUUUGAUUUAAAAAAAAAACGAAGCUUGGGCAAUGUGGGGUUGUUUAUCUUAUUUCGUUGUAUGUUUAAACGUGAGUCGACUAUUAUCAAAGCCGACAAUGUGACUUUUGGACAAUUAUUGGUAAAUCAGAAAAACGAAUUAUUGACUUGGUAUUCCAUUGGCAGUCAUAAAACUCUUCUGAACGACUUCUUAGAUAAAUAACAGGUUAAGUAUUAACCUUUAUUUAAUGCAGGUUUUGAACCGUAUUCUUUGAAGGAGACGAAUAUAUUCAAAUCAAUCUGUAUCGACAUAUCAAUAACAUUUUUUUGUCCAAAUGCACAGAUUGCCACCUUUGAUAAUAGACGACUCACGUAACAGCAAAUCCCAUUCAAAAGAAACCAUUUUGAGGAAAACGCAUCGAAACUAGUCCUAAGAUGGCGUAGCAAUUUAAAUUUUAGAGAUGAGUGUAAAGAAGAGUGAGUGAGAAAAUCUCGCUAUCACUGUUGCACGCCCACGACUUUAUGGUAGUGACGUCAUAAACUAUUUUGUGCAUUCUUUUGUUAUUCAGCUACCGUAACCACCAAGAUUUAAAAUAUUUCGAACUUACUCAUUUUUGAACUUGAUUGAUUGACUGAUUUAAUUUUUUGAUUGAUUUGUUCAAUUUUGGAUAACAUGAGUUUUGAGUAUAAUUAAAAUUCUCUUUGAACAUUUGUUUCGAAAUCGACGGAUUGCGUAUUAUCAAUUAAAUGUAAUGUGGACAAUAAUAUUGAGUUCGUGAAUGGCGUUAAUUUUACUGAAACCUAAUAUUAAUAUAAUUUGUAGAAUUAAAAUGUGACUGAAGAUUGGUUAUGUAAUGCUUACAUUGUUUGUUUCAUCACUUUUGCAGAUUGAGAUCAUCAUUUCGCUUACAUUCUGCUUAUUAUUACAUAUUUAUUGAUACAACUUAUUUGUUGAUAAUAAUUUCAAUAAGAGGCUAAUUUAUUCGAAUGUUAUAUCGAAAGUGAUGAAAUAAAUAACGAACUAACAUUAAGUACAACCGUUUUAUACUAUUCAUCACUUUUCACUCAAUUAAGCUGAUGCGGAAUUUAAACUCUCUAUAUUGUAAAUCAUAGAAGCUAAAUUGUAAAUAGGAAUAAUGAUAAUAAUGUCUAUUAGAAAGGCAAUAAGUAAACUAAAAAUUUGAAACGGAAACUUCGUUUCUUGUGCGGUCAAUUAAAUUUGAUUGGAUUUUUAAUCUUACAACAUGCAUUUUGGAUAUACGCAUAUAACAGACAUUUCUAGAUUAAACUUUAAGAUCAUCAUUUUUUGGGAUAUUUGUCUUUUUGCUUUCAUUUACUAUUGUUCGACACUUACAGUCGAUUACGAUAAAAUAAGAUCCACUGAAGAGCUUGAGCUACAAUCGUUGAAAACAAAGUAAUUAAUUAUAUGCUAUGAUGCAGCAAAUUAUUACCAAACGCAUUGAUAAAAAUAAUAAAUAUUCCUCGGAGCAGCGAUUUCGUAAUUAACUUAUUUAAUUAAAGAAGUGAAAUGCAGUGUUGUUUCUUUUCAAACAAACAAAAACAAAAUUACAUAAUAUUUCACGUAUAUUUAAGGACAAUCGGCACUUUUUUCUCGGUAGGGCAUGUUUUUGAUUCGUGUGCCUGUGGAUAAUGUGCGUCGCGAUUAAAACUGGAUUCUCAUCAAUAGCAGAAGCUACAUCGAUAUCACUUAAUUUUUUGGUUACAUAAUGGAGAAUGGUAUUUUGAAAUUGUUUAGCACAAUAAUGUGGAGUUACAGAAUAAUGUUCACGUAUUAACAACGACUGGGCCUUUGUGUUUCAUGAAUCAACUGGUAUAGAUUCCGAAUUAAUUUUAACUAUGUUAAGGGAGAUUCGUUGUACCUAACCCGUGCAUCAGCCCGCUGAGUUUCUCGCCGGAUUUUCUCAGCGGGUCGCGAUUCGGAUUCGGUAGUAGAUUCAUUCGCGAAGCAGCUGCUCUUGAGCCGUUAUGUCUCCUUUGGAGACGCUCGGGUAGCUGUUAGUAAAUCCCACCCCUCCUGGUUGAGCCCUUGCUUGCCCACCUGUCCUGGUGAAACUGAAAAGGCCUCCGGGCCACUAGUAAUCCUUUAAUCAUAAAAAAGAGAUUCGUUGUGACCAGCGUUUCCAUCUGUGCUCAAUUUGGAAUUUGAAAAUUUGGACAUGUUUUUUUUUUCAAUUCCUUUUGAACGUUUGAUGUUAUGGAUACCGAAUCAUCUAAAAAUGACUCCCACCCUAUUUAGAGAUGAGAUCUUAAGUCGUUUACCUUUUUGCAUCUCUUGAAUUUCCAUUAAAUGUUUCCUCCUACUUUUAAAUUUCUUUGUUGUCUUCAAUUGGUGAGAUUUCAGUUUUGAUUCAGAAGUAUGAAUCUCCAAUAUUCUUAUGACUACUUUCAUGAUUUUUACACGGUGUGAGUAUGCGUAUGUUUAGGAUCACCUAAAGCACCAUGUAGUGGAUUUUUUUCGUAAACUCUUAGUAUUAAGUAAGUCGAUCCUUGCUUUGAGCGUAAGUCGAAAGGUUUCAUGUUGUUCAAACCAAAAUUUUGUUGUUAUCGGUGCAAGUUGUACUAUGAUAAUUUAUUUUUAAAUAAAAUUUAAAAAAAAUUAUAAUAA